Messenger RNA from Durusdinium trenchii, 1791 nucleotides. Lineage: Eukaryota; Dinophyceae; Suessiales; Symbiodiniaceae. The record is from the annotation of a GenBank genome assembly.
AUGGGAGGUGGUGAGAAGCCACCUCCCAAACGCUUGUGCAAUCGGUGCGACAAGUACGAGGUCCGGGAGUUGAAUACCUCGUUGUGUUUGGUCUGCCGGCGCACCUACCAGCUGGGAGCGACCAUCAACCAGGUGUUUCCGGCUGCAGGGGAACACCUGGCUUUGAAGUUCCUGGACCGCGUCUUUGACUGGCUUCAGGAGACUGUCAAGGAGGCGGAGGAGAUCCAGCGUGAAAGCUUGUUGAAAGGGAGCGGUGGUGACGCUCCCAGAACUUCAGGUGUCGCCUCAGCAGCCAACGAAGAGCCCUUGAAGAGAAAGACUGUUGAAAGCCCUCAGAAGAAAGCAAGCCAAUCCGAGACCAGCCCAAAGAAAGGAUCCAGCACUACCUCAGCCUUAGCAGAAGGCCGCGAAGAGCUGGCCCAGAGGGAGGCCAAUGAGCAAAGGGAGCGGAUCGACCGGAGCGAGGCUGUGGCGGCGCCGAGUGAGCCCCGAGCAGUGCUCGCCGUGGAGGCAUCACCUCCAAAGCAGAUGGAACCACAUGGCCAGGUUGAAGAGUUUGCUCAACAGGCAGACACGGAGGACAAGGCUGCAGUUGGUGAGGAUAUUCCAAAGGCAGUCCAAGCAUCCCAGCUCAUUCCCAGUUGCCACAAGAGUCGCCUGCCUCGCGCGCGCGCCUUAAAGGCUGCGCCUGUCACCCUGCUGCGACAGGUGUCAAAGGAGAUGGCGCCAGACAAGUCGACCUUGGCAUCGGAGCAUGAGGCUUCUCCUCCAAAUACACCAACUAUCAAUCCUGAAAAGCACAUCAUUGAGGUGUACAACUGGAACCUCGACCAUGAGUUUAAUAAUCUAUUGGCAGCUGCGUCUGGAGAUGCCAGCGGUAAUGCGAUUCUCGCUAUUGACAUGGAAUUUCCAGGUUUUCUACGUCAGGAGCCGCGCAUCUGUGCGCGGGCUGCGAGGUACCAGACUGUGCGUGAAAAUGUAGACCGUUUGCGCCUCAUUCAGUUGGGGGCAGCGGUGGCGGAUGCCGAUGGCACGGUGCGAGGUGCUUGGAGCUUCAAUUUGAAGUUUGACAUCGAGGUCGAUCUUCACACCGAGAAGUCCAUGCAAUUCUUGCGAGCGGCCGGGCUUGACUUUCCGCGCCACAAGAAGGAAGGCAUUGACCCAGUCGUCUUGGGCCGGAAGCUGGCAAAUUCCUCGCUGGUGGGGCAGCGCGCCCCAAGCUGGGUGACUUUCGCAGGUUCGUAUGAUUUGGCCUACCUACUUAAGCUUUUAACAUCUGGCCAGCCCCUGCCCAGAGACUAUCACUCCUUUGAUGUGCAGCUCAGUAUUUUCUGCCGACGGCACCACGAGCUUCGUGAUGUGCUGCCUUCUGGCUCCUUGGAUGCCUGGGCUAGGUAUUUUGCCGUGCAACGCUACGGACGGUCCCACACAGCUGGCAGCGAUGCCUUGCUGACUCUGAACCUCUUCCUUUGCAUCAUGGCAAUGGGAACGAAUUGUUUUCAAACCACAGACAGGAAAUGGGAUGCAUGGCAGUGGCAAGAGCAGUGGGACGCGCAGUGCUGGGAGAUGGCUCAACAAGCAAGGUGGCAGGCUGCUGCAUGGCAAUACCAAGCCAACUCUGCCUACUACACUGCCUUGUCCACACAGCCACCAGCGCCGUGGCAUGCCUUCUCCCAGGGACCUCCUGUUCCAGCACUGCAUGGUGGACUGCCGAUGCCAGCAGCAGCUUUUUGGAAUUCGGCCAGCCCCUUCUCGAUGAACCAGGAUGUCAGAAACAAAUUUCAGAUCUGA